Pectinophora gossypiella (pink bollworm) is the source of this 1815-nucleotide messenger RNA. RefSeq lists its product as uncharacterized. The record is from RefSeq and is a predicted model, not a curated record. The coding region runs from base 78 to 1160 and encodes 360 amino acids. Lineage: Eukaryota; Metazoa; Arthropoda; Insecta; Lepidoptera; Gelechiidae. The transcript has 6 exons.
CAGUACCGCGCACGACGUGCACCGCGACACGCGCACGCGCAUAUACGCCUUCACAGCGCGCACGGACCCGAACCAAGAUGUAUCGUUACGCGAUGGUCAUACUCCUCUACGCUGCUCUGGCCGGAGCAGCGAAACAGCAACUCCAACUAUCAGACUCCUACCUACCAGUAGCGAUGCAGGUCAUAGCACACCUCACUGACCAGAUGGCAUUCGAAAUCAAGGACGAACCUUCGCCAUCUAAGCCAACUGCCAAGCCAAUUGUCAAACCAACUACGAAACCAACGACGAAGCCAUCUUGGACCAACAAACCGGCCAACAGUUGGCCCACGUUUACUUCAAAGCCUACGACUUCAAAGCCGUAUGUCUCGCUGUCUGAUGUUGAAUGGACUCCUCCUCAGAACGGGUGGUGGAUGAGUAUUGGCCUGAAUAGAAGGUCCCAAACUACACCAUUCCACCGCCCAGGUCUGUACGCCCCAGUGGCACCACCGAAGCCAUCUGACCGCAUCAACCCCAAAUCUGGAUUCCUGCUUCCCUUCGACCAUAACACUCAAUACACCGUCAUAGAACCUCAAGAAAAACGAACUGAAGAACCACUACUAGCCAUACAUCAAGAAGAAGUUAAACCUUUGAUGGAACCAGCGAAGGAAGCCCCGCUUCUUCCACCAGCAUUUGAAGACCAGGUUUCCAAGCGCUCUGACGGAUACCAAGCGGAGGAGCUUACAGAAGAGAACUUGCAGUAUCUCUCGCAGAAUGUCAAGGAUCUCAUUAAAAUGGCUCAUGAUCCCGACGAUGAGAGGGUCGUUGAUGUGUGGGAAGGUGUUAGAGCGAAUAAUCAAGAGGUAACCCCAAAAGGAAAGCUGUCAUCAUCAAACCUGCGGCUGCUGCUUCUGUACGAUCUACUCAGCAGGGAAGCAAAGAGGCAACGACUGUCAGAUUAUAGUGGCUUCUCCCCCGACGUGAUGCGCAACCUAGUAGAGUCGUCUAGUGGCGGUGCGCGGGCGCAGCUCAGCCUCGCUCUAUCCAAGAUGGUGGAGCGCGCGGACUGCCAGCACGAGUACGCCAACAACCGUGCGCGGGAGAUGGUCACUGAACUUGCUAAGGAUGAAUCGAAGCUGUCUUCAGAGCUGAGAUACUUGCAGCCACUAGUUUAUACGAAUUAGACCAUAUCACUUUCAAGACCACAGACUACGGGUCGAUGACCUUUCAUUGAUAAUUUUUAUGACAGUUGGAAACGCAACAUCACCUUAUAAAUGGCAGAUGUUUUAACUGAUUAGUAAAUUAUAAAAUAAGAAAAAUAGCCUAUAUGUCGCAUAACUGGGGUCUUAGCCAUGUUGCAAACUUACGACAAUCGACAGUGUUAAAAUGUAUGGUAUUGACAUGUCCUAUGUUCAUUUCAUACAUUUUUAUCACUAUAAAAAUGAUAAAAAUGUAUGGGACUGAUAUGUCACCUUAUUCAAUCCAUACAUUUUCAUCACUAAAUAACGUAAAAAUGUAUAUAUGACUGACAUAUCUCCUUGUGUUCAUUUCAUACAUUUUUAUCUAUAAAAAGAUGCUAAAAAUGCAUGGCAUUGUUAUGUUACCUUAUGUUCAUUUCAUCCAUUUUCAUCACUAAAAAAUAUAAAAAUGUAUGGGACUGACAUGUCACCUACAUUUUUAUCACUGUCACUGUCAAUUAUCAUAAGAUACAACCCCCCUACACUACCCAAAAUAAUACCUAUAAAUCUAGUGAUAAAAAUGUUUUUUGCCAUUUUAGUAUUAAGAGAAAGCAUUUUAUUUUACCAUUUAUGUAUAGCAUAAGGAUAUCUUAACUAUUAU